Messenger RNA from Magallana angulata, 2442 nucleotides. RefSeq names its product glutamate receptor U1-like. The transcript has 12 exons. Gene Ontology annotation, molecular function: glutamate-gated receptor activity. Gene Ontology annotation, cellular component: membrane. The record is from RefSeq and is a predicted model, not a curated record. Lineage: Eukaryota; Metazoa; Mollusca; Bivalvia; Ostreida; Ostreidae. Bases 59 to 2215 code for a protein of 718 amino acids.
GGGCACUGCCGUUCAGGAAUACAUCUUGCAUCAAGUCGACAAUUCGGACGCUUUGUCAAUGUAUCAAAAAGUUUCCAACUUAUCCGAGAGUGAUGUGAUUGGAAUCAUCGCUUUCACAUCUUGCCCCACUGCUGCAGUCCUACAGGAACAAACCGCAUUAACGAACCUUCCAUUGAUAACCAUUGAUAAUGAAGUCUGUCCACAAACCUAUGACGGUCACCAUCAUCUGUCCAUGCUUCCAAAGUGUCAUAGUCAAAUCUCACAAUUCAUCGACAUAGUUCUACAUAUGAAAUGGGAGCAUGUCAAUGCCAUUUACGACUCAGAAAGUUCCUUUUGCAUUCAAGAACUCAUUGUGUUAUUGUCCAAAAAGAAUGUUUUGAGCAACGUCAUAUUUCUCCCUGAAGAACAACACCUAACGCUGGAAAUAUUCCCAGAGCAAGGGUCGGAGGAAGUUAUCUAUGUAGCUACAGACAAAGAACGGACGCUGAGCAUCGUGUCCGAGGCAAUGGCAGUAGAUAUGUUCAACAGGAGUUUCUACUGGGUUUUGAACCUAGACCCAUACACGUUGUGGAACAGCAUUUUGUAUAAGCCUGUCCAUGAAGGCUGUGUUCUUCUGAUAUCUGCCGGUCUUCAACAGAACGAAACGACGACGGCGGAUUUGUUGUCGGAAGCCCUAUCAGUAUUUCAGCGAGGAUUAGAUUUUACCGGUGAUGGACGAUAUGUCACAGACUUGAAAUCUCUUCGCUACGACCUCCAUCAAUACAUGGUAUUAAUGGACUCCUCAAACGAAACCAGAUUGAUAGAUAAGGAAUCACACGCUCGGGUUUUUAGUUCAGCCAUAGACGAAGAGACCCCGUUUCAAGAAGUUGCAGAGUAUUCUCAAGAACCGAAUAGCUUCCAUGUAGUUGAAGAUCGCCUGUACAAAUGUAUCUUUAAAGACUUCGGCAAUAGGACGCUGAAAGUCGUUUCUGUCGAGGAGAAACCUUUCCAAAUGCGAGUGGAUAAAGGCAAUGGGAGUUUCUACUAUUACGGGUUUACCUACGAUCUGCUGAAUGAAUUCGCCAAGCAGUUUAACUUCAGAUACGAAUUCGUGGAUUCAGUAGAUGGACUCUAUGGCAACCCGACAAAUCAUGACAAAAAUGCUUCAGGGAUGAUAGGAAUGGUCAUGAGAGGGGAGGCUGAUAUAGCUGUUGGUCCAUUUACAAUAACAGCAGAGAGAAGAAAAGUUGUAGACUUUCUCUAUCCCUUCCAAGAAGAAGGGGUUGGCAUUAUAAUGCGAAAAGUUGACAAUGAGGCUGAGAAAUUAUUCCGGGUCUUCAGUCCGCUUGAUACCGACUCUUGGCUUGCAACCGGAACAGCUGCAUUUGUUGCUGCAGUAGUGCUGUCAAUUAUAGUGAAGCUUAGUCCGUUUAGUAAAGGACUUCACAACAAAGUAUCUGCAAGCUUUUGGUUGGUUUUCUCGGCAUUUCUGCACCAAGGGGAAGAAAAAUCUUCCAAGUCUGUCCCCGCUCGGCUUGUGAUGGGAUUCUGGUGGGUUUUUACCAUUAUAGUGAUGUCUCUGUAUACGGCAAACCUAGCUGCCUUCCUGACAGUAUCCCUGGGAAAGGCACAAAUAAAGAACUUGGAGGAGCUUGUUGCUCAAACUGUUUACAAACCGUUAAUCAGGGACGGUAGCAGUCUUCAUAUGUUAUUCAAGAAAGCUGAAGGAGGAAUCUAUAAGAAGAUUUGGGACAUGAUGAGAGAUAUGCCUAAAAUAAUAUCAUUCGAAGAAGGGUAUGAGAUGAUCGUCAAAAGUAACUAUGUUUACAUAACAGAUGAAUCGGAAGCCAGAUUUAUGACUAUGAAAGACUGCAAGAAUCUAGAAAUGGGGGAUGAAACGUUACAUAAAGGAAUGCUCUCGUUCGUUAUAAAGAGAAACGCAGAGUUUAAAGGGGCUUUUGAUAAACACAUGCUCAAAAUGGUGCAAAUUGGCAUGGUGGAUAAAUACAAGAAGAUAUGGUGGGAUACACAUUCUUGUCACUCGGCAAAUACUGCCACUGAACUGGAAUUUAAAAGUACCAGUGGAAUAUUCAUUGUGUACAGUAGUUUUAUAUUUAUUUCGGUCAUCUGUUGCCUGGUGGAGCUGUAUCUUCGAGGCCGGAAAUUCAAAAAGAACAUAGUUCGCUCUAGCUCGGAAAGUCUCCAAGAUAUUUCUGUUGCUAUGGGUGAUAACUGAGCCAUUAAAAUAUGUACCAUAUAUCUCUUUAAUCUUUGAAUAUCUAUGUUUAAAGUUUUGAUUUUUAUUCUUAGCAUCAAGUAGAAAUAACAUCAAAAAAGUUCAAAAUUCAGACACUCAAUGUGAUGUGCCUGUGUGACUUAAAAUUACAUGUAAAGAAAUAUUUACAUUCAUUCUUUUAUGUUGUAUAUUAAUCACUUUAUUAUUAAAUGCAAUAAAACCAUGCA